This is a messenger RNA of Notechis scutatus (mainland tiger snake), 2327 nucleotides long. It is a transcript of the gene ACYP2, whose product is annotated as acylphosphatase 2. The record is from RefSeq and is a predicted model, not a curated record. Gene Ontology annotation, molecular function: acylphosphatase activity. Lineage: Eukaryota; Metazoa; Chordata; Lepidosauria; Squamata; Elapidae.
AGCUUUGCGAGUUUCCGUCGCGGCCUCCGCUGGCUGAGUUUCUGAGUUAGUGAGUUGGCUCUCAGUCCUUUUCUACCCUGAGUGACUGACUUCUUUCCCUACAACUGUUAUGUCCCGGAUCCUCAAAUCGGUGGAUUACGAGGUUUUCGGCCGGGUUCAAGGGGUUUGUUUCAGAAUGUACACAGAGGAUAAAGCUAGGAAAGCGGGUGUAGUUGGCUGGGUUAAAAAUACCAGACAAGGAACGGUUACUGGACAAGUGCAGGGUCCAGAAGAAAAAGUGAAUGAGAUGAAAGCUUGGUUGACCAGCGUUGGAAGUCCUAGCUCACGCAUUGACCGGACAAAUUUUUCUAAUGAAAAGGAAAUCUCAAAACUUGAAUUCUCUGGAUUCAUCACCAGAUACUAAAAGAACAAAACAUAUAAUUAUCUUAUUUCUACCAUUGCAUCAAACUUUCUAAGUCUCUCUAAAGCAAAUUAGGAAAAUAUAACAAUUAUCAUAUUUACAUUCUGGCCAUAUGUUUAUGUGGUGCGUUAAGGCAGAGAAAACUAUCACUUGGUUAAACUUUUUUUUUCUUUACAGAUACUUUAUAAACCCCUGGUUAAGCCACCUCUACCAAUUUGGGAAUUAGGCAUGUCGUUUUGCUAUCAUGUGCAUGUUUACUUGGAAAUGACUCCUUCUGUAUCCAAAAGGGUUAGUCCAGAUAAUUAUACUAUAUAUGUGCCUGCAGCUUUAAGGAUCUGUCCAAAUGUAAGUGUGGAAUGAUUUACAUCUUAAAACUAAUGUAUAUGACUACAUUCGGUGAAAUAAUUUAUUAAACCUUAAAUAUUUAAUUUUGGACAUUCUAAACCAAAAUGUUUUAUAACAAAUUAAAAGAAUUUUUUGUAAAUCUUAUCAAGUUCUCUGGCCAAUGAGCGUUCCUCUCCCUACAGUAUUCCAAUCAGAAGCUAACUGUCAUUAUUAUUCCUCAAUGGAAAAUAUCAAAUGUGUCACAUUAAAAUUUGAAAAUAAUGUUGGUGGUAUUUUUCUACAUGAGGUAACUGCUGAAAUAAAUUUUGAGUGCCAUAAAACUAGCUUAACUCUUUUCUGGGUGGAGUUACUUCCUCCUUGUUGCUCCACUCCUUGCUUCUUCUGUUUUCAGGUUGGUGCCAACAUGAAAACAGAAGAAGCAAGGAGUGGAGCAACACAAUGGGGCAUGGGGGGUGGGGGGUGGAAUUCCAUGGCCUUGGCCUUCUUACUAAUGUUUUUUUUUAAUUGACCUUCCUCUUUUUGCCUUACUGUUGUAUUGAGGUAAACAAAGUGGAAGAGCAGAUGGUCAAAGUAAUCUGAAAUCAAGAAGCAGCUUCUUACAGAGGUGUGAGCUCUGACAAGUGCCUGUGAUACCAACAUCUGACAUUCCCCAGUUUAGGGAAUACUUAAAUGUGUCCAGUAAAAGGAAAACAACAUCUGAGAAAAUUAUUUUUUGAUCAUAUGUAAUCCAAGAGCAUAUGUAAUCCAAGAUCUUUUCCAGGUUGCUUCUGUGAGUUAUUCUCAGUGUGCGAACAGAAAAAAGAUGGAUAUUUAUUUCUACAGAGAUGGAAGUUGAGGAUUUUCCAUGGCAUUGUAUAGGAUCACUGACUCUAGGUUUGCUCCUUCAAAUAUCAAGGCAGAAUAGAAUAACAAUGGAUCUUCUAUUUUCACUUGUGCCAACAAUAUUGGCAAAUUGCAAAUAUGCAAAACUACUGACAUUUAUAUGUAUCAUCAAAGCAGGCAUUCCCAGGAAGCUAUUGAUCUGAGUCAUUAAUGAAGCAUGAAUUCAUUGCUAAUUCAAAUGGGCACUUGAAAAGGCCUACCAUGUGUAUGAAGAAGAGUAUUUUUUUCCACAACCAGAUUAAUUUUCAUUGGAUCUUUUAUUCAAGUUCUUGCCUGCUUAGUAAGUUGUUAUAAUUCCAAACACACACGGCUUUUGUGAUCAUCUACAAACACCCUUUGUUAAACUCCUUAAGGACAACCCUUGUAAAUCUGAAAUACAAAAUGGCAAAGAUCAAGUGUAGGUCUUGUUCAUUAGCCAGAAUAUCUUUCUGAUGGGAACCAGUCUGUAUUUUCUUUUGGGCCAUACUGAAUAUGAACAAUAAUGCUCAAAAAAGGUUUUGGUUUUUUUUUGCUCAUUCUCAGUUGCUUAGUAUGUUAAGGAAAUAAAAAGAUAAUGUAAGAUUGUCCAGAAUCCCAUAGAUAUCUCUGUGUUUCAAAUGUUAAGUAAAAUACACAGGAAGAUUAUUUUAUGGAUCUCAUUUUUUGCUUGUCAUGUUUGUAUAUUUAAACCCAUUCCACAUCUGAACAAACUUUCAAAACC